Messenger RNA from Austrofundulus limnaeus, 447 nucleotides. It is a transcript of the gene rpl22l1, whose product is annotated as ribosomal protein L22-like 1. Gene Ontology annotation, molecular function: structural constituent of ribosome; RNA binding. The transcript has 4 exons. Gene Ontology annotation, cellular component: ribosome. Bases 22 to 411 code for a protein of 129 amino acids. Lineage: Eukaryota; Metazoa; Chordata; Actinopteri; Cyprinodontiformes; Rivulidae. The record is from RefSeq and is a predicted model, not a curated record. Gene Ontology annotation, biological process: cytoplasmic translation.
UUUCCCGUCCGGUCUCUCAACAUGGCGCCGWUGAAACCAAGGAGAAUGGUUGUUGGUAAAAAGUCUAAAAAGGCAGCUGCCUGGAAGUUCACCCUGGACCUGACCCACCCUGUGGAGGACGGGAUCCUGGACUCUGCAAACUUUGAAACCUUCCUCAAAGAGAGGAUCAAGGUGAACGGGAAGACKGGGAACCUGGGCAGCGUCGUCCAGGUGGGCCGCAUGAAGAACAAGAUCAACGUCUCGUCUGARAAACAGUUCUCCAAACGGUAUCUGAAGUACCUGACCAAGAAGUACCUGAAGAAGAACAACCUGAGGGACUGGCUGAGGGUGGUGGCAUCUGAUAAGGAGACGUACGAGCUGCGGUACUUCCAGAUCAGUCAGGACGACGAGGAGUCUGAGGCAGAUGAGUAAAAAGCUGCUCCAGAAUAAACCUGAGAGAAAAACAAA